Molecule: messenger RNA, 4974 nt
Organism: Mercurialis annua (annual mercury)
Lineage: Eukaryota; Viridiplantae; Streptophyta; Magnoliopsida; Malpighiales; Euphorbiaceae
Exons: 2
Coding region: 1-4974 (1657 amino acids)
Biological process (GO): DNA integration
Molecular function (GO): RNA-DNA hybrid ribonuclease activity; nucleic acid binding
Source: RefSeq, a predicted model, not a curated record
AUGGACAAGGGAAAAGAACCGAUGCGAGAGGAAGGUGCCCCGGAAAAUUCAGCAAAGAAACAAAACGCCCCCAUAGUAAUUCCAGACGAAGAACGUUGGAUGGAUGAACAACACACCCUCAAAGGCGGAGAAGAGCAUCUGGAGGAAAAAGUCCGCCAAGUCAUGAGCAGGCUUGGAAUAAGAUGUGAAGGCGUAGACAUCUCUCUUCGAAGUGACUCACCACUUGCAGAUUUCAUCAUCUCUCACGAGUUCCCUACAAAGUUCAGAUACCCUCCAAAUUUGGAAUCAUACGAUGGAACAGGCUGUCCCAAGAGCCACAUUCACAAAUUCCAAGCGGUGAUCAAUGUUCAGACAAACUUAGAUCACGUACUAUGCAAACUUUUUCCUACUACCUUAAAAGGUCUGGCGCAGGAAUGGUACCAGAGUUUAAAGCCAGGAUCAGUGCUGACGUUCAAACAAUUCUCAGGACUUUUCCAGGCUAGAUUCUUAGCAUGCAUCCCUCAAAAGAAGCUGUCCACAGACCUGCUGGCCAUCAUGCAAUGGGAAGGAGAGACACUCAGGAAGUAUGUAGAAAGAUUCAAUAAGGAGGCGAUGCAGAUAGAAGACCUGAGCCAGGAGAUCGCCUACACAGCAUUACUCAAUGGAACUACCAACUCCGACCUACGAAAGGAAUUGUUGGCUAAAUCACCAAAAUCAUUUACCACACUGAUGACCUUCGCACAUACACAGAUCAGAGUGGAUGAUGGCCAGAGAGAGAUAGAGAAUCGCCUCGGACGAGUAGAAGAACGAACGUUUGCGGAAAGAAGAAAUGGGGACAGAUCGCCCACAGGAAAGAGGUUCGGAGAAAAAGGCAACGACCAUUUCAGAAAUAAAAGAAAAAAAGACGAAGAUAGGCGAUAUACGCCCCUGAACACGACCAGAACCAACGUACUGUUUUGGGUAAAAGACAGCCGAGAGAAGGUCAGAUGGCCAAGGAAGAUGAACGCUGCAUCAGCCAGCAAAAGAGACAACAGCAAAUACUGUGAAUUUCACAGAGAUAACGGCCACACCACAGAUGAAUGCUGGCACCUGAAGGAGGAGAUAGAGAAGCUGAUAGAAAGGGGAUCCCUUUCCCAGUUCGUAAAAAGGGACACCGAAGCCAGAGAGACGGAGUCAGAAAGAAAGAAAGAGCGGAAAGAAGAAACCGCCAGAAGACCCAGACCAGAGCCAGCAGGCGUGGUUAACGUAAUAAUGGGCGGAUCGACCGGAGGAGACAGCAAUACUACAAGAAAGAAAGCUGCAAGAACAGUCUACUCAGUUAGCCCAGGUGCGCCAAAUGCUAAGAAAUUCAGAAGCGUAUCUUUUUCGGAGGGCGAUAGUCAUGGCUUAUCAGUCCCCCAUGAGGACGCCCUAGUUGUCAAGGGGCGACUCAACAAUUUCGAAGUAUCUCGGAUGCUUGUAGACACGGGAAGUUCGGUAAACAUGAUCACAAUGGAGGUGUUCGGCAGAAUUGGACUCAAGAAAGAAAAUUUGACACAUGUCUCUACUCCACUGGUGGGACUAGGAGGCAAAUCUGUACAGGUGGAAGAAUCACUGGAGAUAAACAUCCAACUGGGGGAUGGAGAGAUCUACAAAGAGAUCCGAGCAGAAUUCAUGGUGGUCAAUAUGGACUUCGCAUACAACGCAAUUCUCGGAAGGCCACUUUUGCACGAUACGUGCGCAUCCAUUUGCAUGAGGUACCUACUAAUGAAAAUCCCAACCAGAGAAGGCGAUGCCGAAGUCAGAGGAUGCCAAAAGUCAGCCAGAGAAGCAUACUUUACAGCUCUCAGGAAAGUACAUAUAACCUUGCCAGUACUAACAAUGGAACCUCCAGAGAAGAAGGAAAGGGCGGAGCAUUAUGGGCGAACCGCGAAAAUCGAAUUAUCCCCAGGAAAGGAGAUAGAAGUUGGAGAUGAGCUAGAAGAAGAAAUCAAACGAUCUCUGACAGAAAACCUCAGAUCGCUUGGAGACUCCUUUGCCUGGACAACAGACGAAUUGAUCGGAGUAGACCCGGACGUCAUAUGUCAUCGGUUAAACAUAGCGACCGACGCGAAGGCAGUGAUACAGAAGAAGAGAAGGCACUCACCCGAAAAACAACUCGCCAUCGCAGAAGAGGUCGCCCGGUUAAAAGCAGCAAACGUGAUCAAAGACGCCUACUACCCCAAGUGGGUAGCAAAUGUGGUGAUGGUAAAAAAGUCCAAUGGCACUUACCGAAUGUGUGUGGACUUCACAGAUCUGAAUAAAGCAUGUCCCAAAGAUAGUUUCCCGCUUCCACACAUUGAUCAGUUAGUAGACUCCACAGCAGGUCACGCCCUCUAUACAUUCCUAGAUGCCAAGGCGGGAUAUCAUCAGAUACCCAUGGCACCUGAGGACCAGGAGAAGACGGCCUUCAUAACGGACCAGGGAUUAUUUUGUUACAAGAUGAUGCCCUUCGGUCUGAAGAACGCAGGAGCCACAUAUCAGCGGCUGGUGAACUCAAUAUUCAGAGAUCAGAUAGGAAAACACAUGGAAGUUUAUGUGGAUGACAUGAUCAUCAAAAGCAUCCGAGCUGAAGACCACCCAACAGAUGUGAAGAUAGUCCUAGAGACGCUAAAGAGAUACCAGCUAAAACUCAAUCCGGAAAAGUGCGUAUUCGGAGUACCGGCAGGCAAGUUCUUGGGAUACAUGGUCUCUCAGCGGGGUAUUGAGGCUAACCCAGAUAAAAUCGAAGCGGUCUUAAAAAUGACACCGCCACGGAGCAUACAUGAAGUCCAGAAGCUCAACGGCCGGAUCACGGCUCUAGGUCGGUUCAUGUCCUGCUCGGCAAAACGAUGCCUGCCUUUCUUCAAAACCCUGAAACAGAUCAAGAACUUCACAUGGACAGCAGAAUCAGGAGUAUUGGUAUCGGAAAAAGGAGGAGAACAAUACCCGAUCUACUACAUUAGCAAAGUACUCAGAGAUGCGGAGCUGAGAUACCCGAAGUUGGAAAAGCUGGCGCUGUGCGUAUACACCGCCACCAUCAAGCUCCGACAUUACUUCGAAGGACACCAAGUCAUUGUACGAACCGACCAACCAUUACGAAAAAUCCUCCAGAAGGCAGAGACAAGUGGACGCAUAGCAGAAUGGGCCGUCAAAAUAGGAAGCCUGGGCGUUAUCUAUGAAGCUCGAAAAGCACUGAAAGCUCAAGCACUAGCCGACUUCUUCGCAGAAUUAACAUUCAAAGAACCCAUGGAGGACAAAACGACUCCCUGGGAGAUACACGUCGAUGGAGCAGUUUGCGGAGAAGGAGCGGGCAUCGGAGUCGUGCUCAAAGGACCAGGAAGAAUCCAAAUGGAAUACUCAGCAAGACUCGAAUUUCCAGCUUCCAACAAUGUUGCGGAAUAUGAGGCGCUGAUAACAGGGUUGCAAUUAUGCGAAGAGCUCAAUAUCUCCGAAGCCCAGAUCUACAGUGAUUCACAACUGGUCGUGAACCAAGUCUCAGGGAACUUCGAAGUAAAGGAAGCUACAUUGAAGAAAUACGCCAAGCAAGCCAAAACCUUCUUUGCCGAUAAUGGGCGAUCCUGGUCGUUACAGCAAAUACCCAGAGCAAUGAAUGGAAGAUCAGACGAAUUGGCAAAGUGGGCAGCAACAAAGAAUUACGAUUCGAUGAGAAAUAUCCCUCAUGAAAUUAAACGACAGCCUAGCUUCCAAGGAGAAAUCGAAGAAGGCGAAAUGCUGAUAGUGGAAGAAGAGGAAGAAAACUGGAUGACUCCCCUCACAGCAUACUUAGCUGAUGGAACACUUCCGGAGGACAGAAAGGAAGCUAAAAGAAUAGUGGUACUAUCAUCAAAGUUCAGAAUAUACAAUGGCCAGCUGUACAAGCGGUCAUUCACCCAUCCCUGGCUAAAAUGUGUAAACAAAAGAGAAGGAGAGUACAUCAUGAGAGAACUACACGAAGGAACCUGCGGAGCACACGAUGGAGCAUCAACUCUGGUCAGGAAAGCCCUGCUACAAGGCUAUUAUUGGCCCUCGAUGAAAGAACAAGCAACAACGCUGGUAAGAGGAUGCUGGCCUUGCCAGCAACAUGCUUUGAUACCAAGAAAGCAAGCCUCAGAAAUGAAACCCAUCGGCAGUGCAUGGCCGUUCGCCCAGUGGGGUAUGGACAUCCUGGGACCUCUCCCUUUGGCCACAGGACAACAAAAGUUCCUGGUAGUGGCAAUCGACCACUUCACCAAGUGGAUAGAGGCAGAACCACUGGCAAAAAUCACCCAGCAACGCAUAACUAACUUUUUCUUUAGAUCUAUCUUGUGCAGGUUUGGAAUACCGAAGGUGUUAAUCACAGACAACGGAAAGCAGUUCGACUCAGCAAAGUUUAGGAAGUUUUGUGCCGAGUAUCAGAUCGACCUAAGGUUCACUUCGGUUUACCAUCCACAAUCAAAUGGGCAAACCGAAGUGGCUAACAGAAUCCUACUGGCCGGACUAAAAAGAAGACUAGACGAGUGCAAAGGAAGAUGGGUAGAAGAACUCUACAGCGUCCUAUGGAACUACCGUACCACCCCUAGAGAAUCAACGGGCGAAACUCCAUUCGCCCUAGCCUAUGGAACGGAGGCUGUAAUUCCUGUAGAGAUCGGCGCACCCACGCCAAGGACAGAAGACAACCAACUAAACUUAGUUGAAAAUGAAGCAGAGCUCAGGAACAAUCUGGACCUCUUGGACGAAAAGAUCAACAGAUCAGAUAUCAGGAUGGAAGCCUACAGACAGAAAAUGGCAAGACAUUUCAACAGCCAUGUGAAAAAAAGAAAGUUCGAAUUAGGCGACCUCGUCAUGAGAAAGACCGAAGUUAUGAAGGGAGCAGCAGGGACCGGAAAGCUGCAACCAAAUUGGGAAGGACCUUACACCAUCAGCAAGGUCAUUAAAGAAGGAACAUUCAAACUCACCAACUCCAUGGGAAUAACCAUACCCAGAGCAUGGAACGCCAACAACUUAAGGAAAAUUUAG